UCGACUCGUGCAUUUCCACAUGCUGGAUGAUUUUUUUUCUAAAUAUACUUGGGAUCCAUGACUGCGCUUGUCCCGAGGGAGACGCUAAGCGCAUCGUGCGUGCAUUACCAAAGAAGGGCUCUGAAUUUCAAAUCAGAGCUCCUAGCGGGACGGGCGACUAUGUUUGGGGUAUUUACGCGAGAUAUUUGGUUUCUUCAAUCCGGGUAUUUGGGAUUCACGUAGCGAUUCUUGCCGUCACUAUAGGGUUAUGGGUAUGGUGGCAGAUAAAGCAUCCAGACGACCUGCAGGAGGCAUUUGUUCCUGUCACCGUUGCGGGCAUCUGCAUAUCUACAUUCGGGGCUAGUACGGGGAUCUUGAAAGGCAUGCGAUGAAAAUCUGAUGUUGGUGAUUUUGGAGGCACGCUACAUUUGGAAAGCUGACCAGUCAAUGAAUUUGAUUCUAUGCUUUGAUGUUCCGCAACUCUGAAUGGACACACUAUCUGUUUACAAACUAAUACACACCCCAUAAUCAUCCAUACUA
This is a messenger RNA of Periconia digitata, 519 nucleotides long. Lineage: Eukaryota; Fungi; Ascomycota; Dothideomycetes; Pleosporales; Periconiaceae. The record is from the annotation of a GenBank genome assembly.